AUGUCCGACGGCCUCAACGAUGCACGAGCUAUUAGAAUAGCAGAGAUCAUGACGGAUUUCAGAAACCUCCAACACUACCUGGUUCAACUUCGGCCCAUGCCUACAGCAGAAGAGUACUAUCUUGAGGGCUACUCACUGCUCCGAGAAUGCACAACCGAAGCUCAAUUGACCCUGCAACAACCAUUUUCAGGCAGCGCAGGCGCUGCAACAGGAGACCCAGAGCAGGAGAGGCAGCAAUUGAAGGCUAUCAUCACAGACGCAGCUGUACGCCGCUUCCAAUGUCAACGAGCCUAUCUCAGAGCCAACGCUGGACUCCGGUGGAUGAACAGUCGCAACAGCAUCCUGCGUGGACAAAAGCCCAAUGCCAGUCACCUCGGAUUGCUACAGCAAGCUGAUGCCACGCUGAGAAAUGUAGACAGGCCACCAGACCCGCGACUCCAACGAGCAGAAAAGCUGAUUCAAAGAACCCAUUAG
Molecule: messenger RNA, 474 nt
Organism: Plenodomus lingam JN3
Lineage: Eukaryota; Fungi; Ascomycota; Dothideomycetes; Pleosporales; Leptosphaeriaceae
Source: RefSeq, a predicted model, not a curated record